Messenger RNA from Rhinichthys klamathensis goyatoka, 1394 nucleotides. RefSeq names its product solute carrier family 35 member E3 (gene slc35e3). NCBI's taxonomy places the organism in Eukaryota, Metazoa, Chordata, Actinopteri, Cypriniformes, Leuciscidae. The transcript is spliced from 5 exons. Gene Ontology annotation, molecular function: nucleotide-sugar transmembrane transporter activity; antiporter activity. The record is from RefSeq and is a predicted model, not a curated record. Gene Ontology annotation, cellular component: Golgi apparatus. The coding region runs from base 179 to 1132 and encodes 317 amino acids.
CGUUUAAGCACGUCACGGCCGUGGCAGUGCUUUGAGUGAGUGAAUGCGGGGCUCGAGUCCUAGAAUGAAAGCUCUUCUGAACCGCUUUCACACAUUCAGCCACAGAAAGCAGUGGAGUAAUAUUUCUCUCUGCUGAUGCAGACACCUAAACGGUUUCUCCAGAAUUAUUUGCGUCUAAAUGAGUUCAACUAUGGCGACGCGACUCUCUGACUUGUUUGGAAACAGCCGGUUAAUUGCAGGACUCCUGGCUAACUUACUGUCUUCAAUCUGCAUAGUGUUCAUCAACAAAUGGAUCUAUGUGCACUAUGGCUUUCCCAACAUGACCAUGACUCUCAUUCAUUUCGUAGUGACAUGGCUGGGGCUGUAUAUUUGCCAGAAGAUGGAUAUAUUCUCCCCCAAGAGUCUCAGACCUUCUAAAAUCAUCCUGUUGGCUCUGAGUUUCUGUGGUUUUGUUGUUUUCACGAACCUGUCUCUCCAAAGCAACACUAUAGGAACAUAUCAGCUGGCCAAGACCAUGACAACACCCGUGAUUAUAGCCAUCCAGACCAUGCACUACAGAAAGACAUUUUCCACAAAGAUUAAACUGACUCUAGUGCCAAUCACUUUAGGGGUCAUACUGAACUCUUACUAUGAUGUGAAGUUCAAUCUUCUGGGGAUGAUCUUUGCCACACUGGGGGUGUUUGUAACCUCACUGUAUCAAGUGUGGGUCGGUGCCAAACAGCAUGAGCUGCAGGUGAACUCUAUGCAGUUACUGUAUUAUCAGGCACCCAUGUCGUCUGCAUUUCUCCUGGUCCUGGUGCCGUUCUUCGAACCCCUGAGCGGAGAGGGCGGGAUCUUUGGCCCCUGGUCAUUUCAGGCCCUGGUUAUGGUUCUGCUGUCUGGUGUAAUAGCCUUUCUGGUUAAUCUGUCCAUUUACUGGAUCAUUGGGAACACGUCUCCUGUUACCUACAACAUGUUUGGACACUUCAAGUUCUGCAUCACAUUACUGGGUGGGUAUGUUCUGUUCCAGGACCCCUUGUCCUUAAACCAAGGUCUGGGCAUCCUCUGCACCCUCACUGGCAUCCUGGCAUACACCCAUUUCAAACUGGCAGAGCAGGAGGAGGGCAAAAGCAAGCUCACACAGAGACCAUAGGCCCGCGGAAGUGCCAAUCUACAAGACAGACAGUGUUCAGUGCCUGAUGUUUUCAAGAAAUAGAUGGAAAAUGCUCUUGCAAAGGAGCGUGAAGACUAACCAAAACAUAGACUGGAAGAAAGUAGGCUUACGUCAUUGAGGCUGAGAACUUUUAAUAGCAUUUCAAUCUUUUCAAGAGUUAAAUUCAAUAUUUGAAAAUAAACAUGCCGAACGUUUGAGAGAAAAACUCUGAAUGUUGAAGCAUUUCCUUUCUUAUUUUGUA